AUGUUGGGCUGGAUCAUAGGUAAUAAUAAGAACAACACCUUAAGUAAAAAUGGUGGGAUUACGAACUCUGACUUGGAAAAAUAUUCGGAUAAUAAUAAAAAUGCUUUAUUUAUAGAACCACCCCAAUUGCCUUUACCAGGUGUUGAAAAUUUACAUUCUUCUAAUACUCUUAUCAUACCACCAUUAGCAUCGCAAUAUAAGGAAAGAUCCUCUGUUGAUAUAUUUUUUGACGAUGCAGUUUUUUAUAUGGGACAACACCCUGUUUUAACUGGUGUUGGUGCAUUUUUUACUUUAUACUUUGCUGCUGGAGCAUACAAGAGCUGUUCAAAAUUAUUAACCAGAAUAAGAAGCUCCUCUGCGUCUCCAAAUGCCAAAGCAAUUAAAUAUCUAAUGGGUGGGUUUGAUUCAAAAAUGAAUCAGAAAGAAGCUUUACAAAUCUUGAAUUUGAAAGACUCGGAAUUAACUAAAAAGUUUUUAAAAGAAACACACAGAAGAAUUAUGUUAGCAAAUCAUCCUGAUAAAGGUGGCAGUCCAUAUUUAGCAACCAAGAUUAAUGAGGCUAAAGAUUUUUUGCAAAAAAAUGCAGUUUUUAAGAAAUAG
Saccharomycodes ludwigii is the source of this 600-nucleotide messenger RNA. It is a transcript of the gene PAM18, whose product is annotated as Pam18p. Lineage: Eukaryota; Fungi; Ascomycota; Saccharomycetes; Saccharomycodales; Saccharomycodaceae. Gene Ontology annotation, molecular function: ATPase activator activity. Gene Ontology annotation, cellular component: PAM complex, Tim23 associated import motor. The record is from RefSeq and is a predicted model, not a curated record. The transcript has a single exon. Bases 1 to 600 code for a protein of 199 amino acids. Gene Ontology annotation, biological process: protein import into mitochondrial matrix.